AAGAACUGUCUCAUUUUCAUGGAAAAAGAAAGAUGAUUGUGUUGUAUGGUGAUGGUCAUAAUUAGAUCCUGGUUUUCUAAUAUCCUAGUCAUUGGGAAACUGGGUUUGCUCCAGUUCUGUUUUUCGUCCUUUUACUGGAAGGUUGAAGCACAUACUAAUGAAAUAUCUGUUCUUUAACUCAAUAUGGUGAACAAAAAAUCUCUACUUUUUUCUUUGAUGAGUGAUUUAUGUAGAAUUAAGCCAAUAAUAACAUCUUGACUCUAUAUCUUUAACAAGUGAGUUGGUCUUCUUUUUCCUCCUAUGAUAGAGAACUUUAUCGAGAAUACUUUUGUGAAAAUUCAGUAAACAGAUGGUUUCUAAUCAGCGAAUUAAUCUCAACUAGGAGCUUGGGUAGUUGGAUUGUUCGCACUACUAAAUACUAUUUACCUGUCUAGCAUCAAGCAUUCUAUUGGAUUAGUAACCAGAUUUUCUAAAGAGAAUGUCUGUUAUUGGAAGAAGGUUAUAUCUGAGUCAAUGAAAUAUGUGAAAUGAAAUUCUAGAACAGUAGACUCUUGAAACUUAAGCAUGUGUACCGAUUACAAGGAGUUCCAGUUGGAAUUGGAACCCAAACACGAUAGGGCUCGCAAUUCAUCUAGCUAUUCCUGCACAUAAUUAUUCUGCGUCCGAUGGUGGGUUAGCUUGAUGUUGAUUCUUUGACCUUUUUUUGGUUAAACUCCAGACUGUAUCUGAUAUGUUAAUAUCUAUAUCACUUAUAUGUAAAUCUCUAAAAUUCCUAUGAGGCAAUUACCGUUUGUGGCUUUACAGAGUUAUGUCUUGCCUCCAGUCUCUUGGUACUGUCCACCGACUCCCUUGGAUUCGUAAAUGGUACUUGCUUCGUGAAGAAUGAAUCAAUUUUAGAAUUUGUACGGACUUCAUUACGGAAAUGCCACGCGGAGAACGUCAAUCAGUUGGUUGUGGCCGGCAGACGUGCUUGCCGCCUUUUUCUCGGACAACUUCCAUUAAAGCCAUGUUGGCCUUCUGAUGUUUUCUCCUACCGGUCGAUUGACCAGCUAUGCUCACAAGGGAAGGAUUGAGGAUAUCUUUCUUCGUUAUAUUGACCAACCUGAUGAUUUCAAAGGACCUGUUGACAAUGAAGAGUUCUUGUACCAAAGCCUGAAGCAUUUGAAAUAUGAAGGAGAAAUGUUGGAUAAAAUAGGAAGCAUGGAGGCUCUGGAGAGAAAACUUCGUGAUCUCAAUCGGCAAAAAUAUGAAGUGCAGGACAAGCUGAGAUCUUAUAAUCCAGAUAUGACAAAGAUCCUCUCGAUUCCUGAAGCUCAUCUCCACCAGCAAUUUGUUAUGGAUGCAAUUCGACGAAUAGAAAAGUUGAAAAAGGCAAAGCUGCUUGACAAAGAGAUUUCACCUUCAAAGCUCAACAGUGUUGAGAUACCUAUAAUUGAGGUGAAGGACUCAGAUUUGACAACUGAAGAAUCCGUAAAUUCUAAAAGAAACAGGGAUCAAUCAGCUGAUGAUCAGAAAGAGGAAACUCAGCUACCCACAGGACCGCAUCUAAGCAUUAGCUACCUCAAAACCCAGAAGAAUUGGAACCUUCAAAAUGCAGAGGACGUUACAUCAAGUGAAGGUCACAUGUGUUAGAGGUGUAAGUUGUCAAUGAGAAGCACGGAAGUGUUGUGGACUGGAUACAGACUUCAAUAGAUCUAGCAGCUUGUAUGGUUUUCAUAAAAGCAAUUCAUGCUGUCAGCAUCUUGUGCUUCGCCAAGCAGUUGUUACCAUCCUCUGAUGUGGUGAGGUCUAAGGUUUAAAAUUCCCUUUCUCCUUCCUUAAGACUUGUUGAAAUGUACAAAAAAUAAACAGGAUGUUGGUUCUAGGGUUUGCCAGUAGCUCUAGCAAUCGUGUGAUGUAAUGCUUGUCUGAAGUCUGAAAGUUUGAAAAUGCCUAGUUUUGUGGUUACUAUGAAUAUGGUUUGCUAUACAUUGUCUGUUACAAUAGCAAGCAAUUGCCAGUCUGUCGAAAGAUAACAUUAAUUGUUCUAUUAGGCCGUUUUCCAAAGAUGGCUUUGGUCCAGUCCCACCCAAAUGUUGGUCGUGCUGGCUCGCCUCAGCUAACAUUAAUUUCAUUUUUGUUAUCAUUAAUUGAAAUAUGCUAAAACAUGCAAGUUAUGUGUUGAA
Messenger RNA from Theobroma umbraticum, 2165 nucleotides. Lineage: Eukaryota; Viridiplantae; Streptophyta; Magnoliopsida; Malvales; Malvaceae. The record is from RefSeq and is a predicted model, not a curated record.